This is a messenger RNA of Kwoniella botswanensis, 942 nucleotides long. RefSeq lists its product as uncharacterized. The record is from RefSeq and is a predicted model, not a curated record. The transcript has 6 exons. NCBI's taxonomy places the organism in Eukaryota, Fungi, Basidiomycota, Tremellomycetes, Tremellales, Cryptococcaceae. Gene Ontology annotation, cellular component: Ndc80 complex. The coding region runs from base 1 to 942 and encodes 313 amino acids. Gene Ontology annotation, biological process: chromosome segregation.
AUGGCACUAUCGAAUUACCAUGGUCAGCCUGGCGCAUACUUACCGAGACCAUUCUCUUUACAGGCGAUAUUAGACGAGAGUUCUUCCAAUAACACUUCACCUUCGAUAGACUUGCAGUGGGAACCCUUCCAGAGACAUGUCGAAGCUUUCCUGACAGCUAUCGAUGAUUAUACGAUAGCCGCGAAAACUGAGAUAGCAGCUCGAGCAAGCGAUCAUGUGAACCAGAUGAGGGACUUGAAAGCUGAGAGGGAAGAGGUGGAGAGGAGGAUAAAGCUUGAACGAGAGAGGGAAGGCGAGAUGUUGGCGACUCUCGAAUCCGAACGGCACACAUUGACAGACCUCACUUCUUCAUUAAACCACUUGGAAUCAUCUUUGCAGAAAGUGAAAGAUCAAUCAUCAUCUUUAGAAUCCGAAUUGAAUGUGAUACGGAAAGAAGUGACUACUGAACGUACGGAGAAAGAUCGUCAGAAAUCUAGAUUGAACGAAAUGCGAAAGAGGGAUGAGCGGGAGUUGAUAGAGCUGGAAGAAAAUGUUGGAUUCACUGUUAAUGGGAUAAGACCCGACCUGUUGAUGAUGAGAUUCACUUUACUCGACCACAGAGAUCCAACGAGAGAAUUCUCUUUCCUCAUCGAUAUAUCCAAACAGGACUAUACUGUACCAAAUUGCGAUCCCCCAAUACCAAAUCUAUCAGAACUUGUCCGACAGUUGAAUCACGAUAGGGACAUCUAUACGUUCAUCAAGAGGGUGAGGAAAUCAUUCCGAGCUUUGAUACCAAAUCCAACCUCAUCAACCAAAUUUGACGAGCUAUCUGGACCUGGAUUGGGAUUAAGGACACCGGCCAUGCCAGGUAAUCAUAGGGUAUUAUCACAUUCGACGAAGGAUAAUGUCAUAGUGGAUGGUACGGCUAUGGACGGUCUGAGCUUGACCAAUAGGUUGAAAUAG